Molecule: messenger RNA, 1546 nt
Organism: Nanorana parkeri
Lineage: Eukaryota; Metazoa; Chordata; Amphibia; Anura; Dicroglossidae
Gene: PIGW
Product: phosphatidylinositol glycan anchor biosynthesis class W
Exons: 2
Coding region: 35-1546 (503 amino acids)
Biological process (GO): GPI anchor biosynthetic process; protein localization to plasma membrane
Cellular component (GO): endoplasmic reticulum; membrane
Molecular function (GO): glucosaminyl-phosphatidylinositol O-acyltransferase activity
Source: RefSeq, a predicted model, not a curated record
AGCUGACUCUGCUACAGGGGCAAAGUAUUAAAAAAUGUCAGCAAAGCAUCUUAAAGAAGCAUUUGUAACCAAUCACAACGGGACCAGCAUUACAGAGAUCUCAUCAGGCUUGAGUGUAACGACUCUUUGCAUCCUAUUCCGAGGAUUGCUCCUUAUUAGCCUCUAUCAUAAAUCUGGUACAAUAAGUAGCUCAUGGAAAGGUUACUUUUUAAUUGAUUACAUUCUCUUGGUACUUCCACUGGUACUGUCAUGCACAAUCUUCUCUGAUGUCCUACACAUAGUUUUGCUGUCUAUUGCAGCACUUUGUUUACUGCUGUUUUACGUCAUAAGCAGAAAGAGAAAUAAAUCUAUCAAGACAUCCCUGUAUCAAAUCUGCCAGUCCUUCCUGAAUGCACAGGUGGGAAAUGGGGCUAUCCCAGCUGUUACAACUUUGCGUGUGUUCCUCAAUGUACUUACUGCAGUUGCUAUUCUGGGUGUGGAUUUCCCUUUAUUCCCUAGGCGUUAUGCGAAAACCGAGACAUACGGAACUGGGGUGAUGGACUUAGGAGUUGGAUGCUAUGUCUUUGGGAAUGCUCUCGUUUCUCCAGAAGCCAGAACACAAGAAAGAGCGACAUGCUCAGGUUUUUUUAGAGUAAGAAAACAGAUUCUGUCAGUUUGGCCGCUAAUUGUUCUUGGACUUGCACGACUAAUAAGUGUGAAAGCGGUCGAUUAUCAAGAACAUGUAUCUGAAUAUGGUGUCCAUUGGAACUUCUUUUUCACUCUGGCAGUUGUUAGGAUUUUAUCAUCGCUGCUAUUGACAUUACUGUCACCUCAGAAAAGCUGGCUUAUAGCUGCCACCAUCAUUAUAGUCUAUCAGUUGUUUUUGGAAGUGACUGAUCUAAAGAGUUUCCUUAUAUACGGCACUGAUGGUCAGGGCGCAAGAGUUGGUUUCUUAAAUGCAAACAGAGAGGGUGUUUUUUCUGUGAUUGGCUAUGUUGGAAUAUACAUGAUCGGAGUUCAAGUUGGACUAUAUGUUCUGAAGAAGAGGGUGUUGGUAAAGGAAUGGAUCCAGGUCACCUGCAGCUUGGCAGUUCUGUCUUCUGUGUUGUUUAUCUGCACAAUUGGGUUCCAGAUUUAUGUAGAACCUGUGUCCCGCAGAAUGGCCAAUUUGCCUUUUUGCAUAUGGAUUGUUGGUCAGUGUGUGGCUUGGCUGUGCUCAUUUUUAAUAUGUGACCUGAUUUUGGCAUUAGCUGAGUAUAUGACUCCUGGUAGUCAUGUACCAAGCACAUGGAACACUCGCAAAUCUUCACAAUCCUCUGUCAAAAAGGUUACCCCUAACAGAGAUUCAAAAAAGGAAGUUCAUCAAUGCCUUAUUGAAGCCAUCAACAAAAAUCAAUUGCUUUACUUCUUGAUUGUUAAUAUAUUAACUGGAAUAGUGAACAUGACAGUUGAUACCAUUCACAGCAGUGAUUUGUUUUCUCUCUUUGUGCUAAUCACUUAUAUGUUUACAAAUUGCCUGAUUGUAUACCUUUUAUGCAUCAACAAUAUUACUGUUAAGUUCUGGUGA